UCAUGGCGUCUCCCUGUGGGAAGGGAGCCCGGGCGCUGGAGGCUCCUGGCCUCGGGCCCCGGCCGCUCGUCCGGGAACUGGUGGACUCUGUAGACGAUGCGGAGGGGCUGUAUGUGGCGGUCGAGCGGUGUCCGCUCUGUAACACGACCCGCCGCCGGCUGACCUGCGCCAAGUGCGUCCAGAACGGCGAUUUCGUUUACUUCGACGGUCGCGACCGUGAGAGGUUUAUAGACAAGAAGGAAAGGCUAAGUCAACUUAAGAGCAAACAAGAAGAAUUUCAGAAAGAAGUGUUAAAAGCUAUGGAAGGGAAGUGGAUAACAGAUCAGUUGAGAUGGAAAAUAAUGUCCUGCAAGAUGAGGAUUGAACAACUGAAGCAAACAAUAUGUAAAGGAAAUGAAGAAAUGAAGAAAAAUUCCGAAGGCCUCCUCAAAACCAAGGAGAAGAAUCAGAAGCUUUAUACCCGAGCACAGCGGCACCAGGAGAAAAAGGAGAAGAUCCAGCGGCACAUUCGCAAGCUUGGGGAACUGGUAGAAAAGAAAACCUUGGACUUGCAGAGUCAUUACGAGCGUCUGGCCAGCCUCCGGCGCUCUCAUAUAUUGGAGCUCACCUCUGUCAUUUUUCCAAUCGAGGAAGUUAAGACCGCUGUGAGAGAUCCUGCAGAUGUGUCUUCGGAGAGUGACAGUGCCAUGACCUCAAGCACAGUGAGCAAGCUCGCCGAAGCCCGCCGGACCACGUACCUCUCAGGGAGAUGGGUCUGUGACGAUCACAAUGGGGACACCAGUAUCAGCAUCACGGGGCCGUGGAUCAGCCUGCCCAACAACGGAGACUACUCUGCCUAUUACAACUGGAUGGAGGAGAAGAAAACCACCCAGGGCCCUGACAUGGAGCACAGUAACCCCGCCUACACUAUCAGCGCUGCUUUGUGCUACGCGACUCAGCUCGUCAACAUCUUGUCUCACAUACUCGAUGUAAAUCUCCCCAAGAAGCUGUGUAACAGUGAAUUCUGUGGGGAAAAUCUCAGCAGACAGAAAUUUACUCGAGCAGUGAAGAAACUGAAUGCCAAUAUUCUUUACCUUUGCUUUUCUCAGCAUGUAAAUUUAGAUCAAUUACAACCACUACAUACCCUCAGGAAUCUAAUGUACCUGGUCAGUCCAAACUCUGAGCACCUAGGCAGGUCGGGACCCUUUGAAGUGCGCGCCGACCUGGAGGAGUCCAUGGAGUUCCUGGACCCCGGCGCGGCCGGAGAGUCCGACGAGAGCGGCGACGAGCGCGUGAGCGACGAGGAGACGGACCUGGGCACAGACUGGGAGAACCUGCCCAGCCCGCGCUUCUGCGACAUCCCGUCGCAGCCCGUGGAGGUGUCGCAGAGCCAGAGCCCGCAGGCGUCCCCGCCCAUCGCCAGCAGCAGCGCGGGCGGCAUGAUCUCCUCGGCCGCCGCCUCUGUGACAUCGUGGUUCAAGGCGUACACGGGGCACCGCUAGCGCCGGUGGGCGCGGCCGAGGGAGCCCCGGGGGUCGCAGUGGAAACAGUGCCUGGAAACGAAAGGAAACGGAGAGGGAGACAGCCCCUUUCUGUCAGGCGGCACCCGGGGCCUCGCCACCGCCCUGCAGGGCGCCUGCGAUGGAGCGGCAGCCCGGCGGGUCCUGUGGAGGCAGAAAUGCGUGCAGUCUCCCCCUCGGGCCGCAGGACCCGGGGACCCAGCCUGGCCUCGGACACCGGACACCGAGUCAACAUGUUGCCUUUAAAGGCUGAAUCACAAGGCGUGGUUCUUACUGGAGGAGGACUUGAAAGAUUAGAAAACCAUCUAAUGUUUCCUUUUACACUAUUCCUCACCCCUCCCCCCCCCUUCUUGGUACAGAGAACCAGCAAGCAGUUUGCAAUACUUGAUUUCUUUAUGAUUUGGUCAGGUUCGUUUUUUUAGGCCACGGAUUUUGGUUUGGCUUGGAAGGGGUAGUCUUUUGUUGUUGUUUUGAGGGGUUAGGAGUCAUUGAAAAACUGUUCCGUUUGUGCUGCUGUCAUAGCUUGCAAGACAUUCCUUUUUUUUCUUUUUCCCCAUGCACCAAAGAAACUAAGGUUCCCGCCCCCCCCCCCCCCCAUCCAUGAACAGAAAGAUCCUAGCUGCAAUAAUGUCCUAGAGAUUUUAAAAUUAUCUUUAUUCUGAGGUGAAUUCCGUGUAUUUUUACCUAGCUUGUUGGAAUCCUGCCUUCCACACUACAUGGUUUUUCGAACUGAAUUGCUUUUCCUAAGUGGCAAAUGAGUCGUUAUGGUGAUUCCCUUAGGCAGAUGCAGCGCCUGCCAGGACGCUGGCUAAAGGACCCCUUCACCACAGGGCCUCUGCUAAUUUCUCACAUCUGAGUUCUCCCUGGCACACAGUAGUGGCAGGUUCCUCCAGCAAAGCCAGUCUGCCUGCCUGUUCCUCAGAGCUGGUAUGGCCUGUGGACCCUGUGCUCAGACAGGCAGAGCUUGUCUCCCCCUUAGGAAAGUGCAGCUGGAAGUUUUUUUUCCCACCAAAAGCUCCUUUUCAGCUCAGAGCCCUGGUUAUUCUCUUAGUGACAAUCUUACAGGAAAAUUGUAGAGAGGCAUUAUGUACAAAUAUGUAAGUAGUUUUUUUUUUAAUUUUUAAUACUUGCACACACACACACAAAUCCUAUGUAAUGACUCCAAAAACUCAAACCUAUGAAAAAUUCCCGACAGGAAUUCUCCCCAUAUCUUGUUUAGAGUGAUGAGCAUGAUAGUACCUCAAAUACAUCCUCAGGAGGCCCACCCUGCCCCACUCUGCUGCGUUCCUCACUGUAAUGAUCAUAGUUGAUAUUUGCCUCCAGACCCGAGGUGCUAUAUAGCUUUGGCCAUUGUGUAUAUUUAGUGCUUGGUAGACUUUUGGGGUAGCCUCACAGAAGGAUAUUGUGUUCCUGUCCAAGAGUUGCAGGUGCCCUGACUGUCUCCAUUUUCCACAAAAAAAAAUCAAAAAAACAAAACAGAAAAACCCCAGAAAACAAAACAACCUGUCAGAGCUUCCAGGGGGGCCUCAGUGCAGCAGCCUAUUCUAAGUGCUCGCCUUCCUGAGUGCUGGGCUUGGUUCAUGGUUCCAUCUGUGAAUUCAGGUGAUGGAGAGCAAGUUUGGAAGACUUGAACAGGAGGAACCUGUGAACCCUAGCGUCCCAUGAUAUUCAUUGUCCAGGCACUUCAGACAACUUCAGGCAACUUCAGUUGGGAUGCUGGGGUCGGAGGCUUGGUGAAGACGGACCGUAGCUAAACUGCACAGUUUUCACCGUUUUCCUCAAGCCUUUUAUGUUACCACAAGUGUGCGAUGAAGCUCAUGAAUAGAAUUCAGAGACUACAGGCUCCUAUCUAAGCUAGUUUAAGAAAUGUCCAAGGACAUGGGAAAUUUAGAGAUACAUAGGGGUUGGUAUACUUGUAUAGGGAUCAGUAUAAGGUUGUUGUUGAUAUCAACUAUAGGCACUUUACUUAGGGUUAAAUGAUGAAACCCUUAAGAGGUUUUGAACACCAACAUACUGGCUUAUACUGCUGAGAUAUUUUGGUUUUCAUUAUUUUGCACUGGAUACUGUGUAAAUAUACUUAAAUAUACAUUUCAAACCACUGUUUUUUCUACUCUUUUUGCUGCUCAUUAAAAUCUUUCAUGUAGGUGCCAGAACCAUAUGUAAACAGCUUUUUAAAACUGAAGCUGGUAUUUUUUUUUUCCAAAAAAAAAGCCAUAAUAUUUGGUCGUUUUCCAUAUCAAAAUAAUUUGAAACAAGGUGUAAUACUAAUUUAAAAAAAACCCACAGGCACCAAAUCGGCUGCUUGAAACGGUCUUUGAAAGACUUACUUUUUUUUUCUUUUUUCUGCAGGUAGGGGGUGGUUGUGGGGGUUGUGAUAAAAUAACGUUUUGCACAUCUAAGAGUUAAGGGGGAAGUUGGUGCCACUGUCAGGAGUGGCAGCGCAUAGCCACGAGGACUCCUGUAAGAAGCUGGGAAAGCGGGUGCGUGGGCGGUCGGAGAACUGCGGGUGUCCGGGAGCUGGGGCACUGGCGCGUGCAGGAACUUCCCUUGCUCUGUGACUUCCAAGCCAGUUUGAGUCAAAUGUUUUCUAAACUUUUAUUGUACUAUUGCAAUAAAUCUUUUAACA
This is a messenger RNA of Sorex fumeus (smoky shrew), 4125 nucleotides long. RefSeq names its product autophagy related 14 (gene ATG14). Lineage: Eukaryota; Metazoa; Chordata; Mammalia; Eulipotyphla; Soricidae. The record is from RefSeq and is a predicted model, not a curated record. The transcript is spliced from 10 exons. Gene Ontology annotation, biological process: mitophagy; cellular response to starvation; autophagosome assembly. Gene Ontology annotation, cellular component: mitochondria-associated endoplasmic reticulum membrane contact site; extrinsic component of phagophore assembly site membrane; autophagosome. Bases 3 to 1481 code for a protein of 492 amino acids.